AUGGAAGGGCCCAAGUCUUCCGCUGUCCGUGUCCUAGUCCGGCCGCCUUCCGCUCCGGGGGGUGUGACCUCUUCCGCCGCCGCUUCCGCGAGCCACGCUGACCCUCCAUCCGCAGAGCCCUCCCCUCCCUCCGCCGCUGCUCCCAGCCCCUCCUCUUCUGGAUCUCCUCCCGCUCCUCGUCCUCCUCCCGAGGGCGUCGCGGUGGUGGGUUUCGUAGGGGCCGAGGACGACGUGGCUCAUCUGAUUAAUAGGAUCCUCGAUGCCAGCAUCUUCGGCGCUGGCGGCGACAAGGAUCUCUACUCUGCUGUCUCCAAGGAUGGGGACCAAUGGGAGGAGUGGUUCCGACACAGGAGGAUCCGUUAUUACCAUGAACAGGAGAAGGGCAUCGUCUUCCUGCAGUUCUCAACAGCACCAGUCAUGCAAUCGUGGCUCUCAGGUGGUUCGGGGGACGAGCGUUGGGACGGCAGGCUCGAUUCCUUUCUCGAGGAGAGCGAUUCUGACGACCUCCGGGGUUUGCUGCUGAUGUUCUCUGUAAGUUGUUUCCAGUUUACGAGCGGAAUAGGUUUGGUUUAAUCUGUAGACAGAAGUAAUAUUGGACUUGUUUGAAAUGAAUUAGUUUUGGGAGGUAUCAUAGGUUCUUCAACUAUUUCUUGAUUUGAAAACUCAAACAAUUUCUACUCGAUCCUCACCAGGUUUGCCAUGUGAUUAUAUUUCUUCACGAGGGCAUGCGUUUUGACACACACUUACUCAAAAAGUUCCGAAUCCUGCAAUGUGCAAAACAUGCAUUGGCUCCGUUUAUAAGGUCCCACAUCAUGUCAACGAUGGCAUACAGAGCAUCUCCAUCUAACACAAAACCCCCUGUCCAAAUAAAAUCUUCUGCUUCUCCUGGUAGAACUGGCAGCAGUCGCCAUGGUUCAGCAGUUUCUCCCGGUAGAACUGGCAGCGGUCGGCAUGGUUUAGCUGUUUCUCCUGGUAAAAUUGGCAGCAGUCGCCAUGGUUUGGUUGCUUCUCCUGGUAGAACUGGCAGCAGUCGUCAUGGUUCAGCCAUCUCCCUAAUGUCAGGUUCGGGUUCACAUCCAUCCAUGUUGCCUGGCCAGUGUAUCCCUGCCAUUCUUUUUGUUUUCCUUGACGAUUCCUUCAAUGGUCUGACUGGAGGGGAGGACUCAUCCGAUUCCCAUUCCAUCAGUCAGUCCUCAUCCACAACUUCAGUGCCCAGACCAGGAUUAAGCUCGAAAGGAUCCAGUUCUAUUGUGAUGCUGUCACGUCCCAUGAAUAAACCAGAAGGCAGUCUGAGGAAGAAGCUUCAGGCCUCACUCGAGGCUCAGAUAAGGUUUCUAAUCAAGAAAUGCCGAAUACUUUCUAAUGUGGAAUCUGGUCCUCCUGGUUCAAGAAGUUCAGCCAAUGCACAUUCAAUUCCAUUGUUUUCUCUUGAUUCUUCAAGGGUCGCUGUGCUGUUAGACAGGCCAAUGGCUCGCCGAGGGGAAUCCCUGGAUUACAUCACCGAUAUAAUUGAGCUGAUUCUAAAUUCAAAGGCAACAGAUGAUAUGCUCGAAAGCAAUGCCCUGGAUUCCAGUAACGAGGACAUUCAAUCCAUCAAGGAUUUUAUUUCUAGACAGACAGAUGCUCUGAGAGGGAGGGGAUCAAUACCAAGUAGUGCAAGUACAGGCUCAGUUGCCGGUGUUGGUAUGGUAGCUGCUGCUGCAGCAGCAGCAGCAGCAUCUGCAGCAUCUGGGAAACCCAUUAGUGCCCCUGAACUUCCAAGUUUGGAAAAAUGGUUAUCUUCAAGUAGACAUAUCCUUGAGGGAUUACUUUCUGCAAACAAUGUGUCUGUUGAUGACAAGGAAAAUAUGAAGAUAAUGACGCAUCAAAAAUCUGCCGUAGUUUCUCAGGAUCAGGGAGCACCCACUACAUCAAUUAGUGCCAGAGAGAGUGCUAUAACCUGCUUAGAAGGCAAUAAAGGCCUGAGCAUGGAAUUCUCUAUGUCAUGGUGCCAGAGAGCUCUACCAGCUGCUAAAGAGAUCUAUCUAAAAGAACUGCCUGCAUGCUAUCCCACUGCCCUGCAUAGGACACAGUUAGAGAAGGCUUUGAAUGCAUUUUUUCGAAUGGUAAAGGGUCCAGCCGUGCAAAUAAUUGCCAAGAGGUUGGAAGAGGAGUGCACAUCUAUGUGGGAAUCAGGAAGGCAACUUUGUGAUGCCAUUAGUCUGACUGGAAAACCUUGCAUGCAUCAGAUGCACCAUUUUACAUCCAGUACAUUGGAAAAAGGCGAUAAGAAACACUCCAGUGGUUUUGUUUUCCUUCAUGCCUGUGCAUGCGGCCGUUCUAGGCGUCUGCGAGAUGAUCCUUUUGACUUUGAUAGUGCCAAUUUAACUUUCAGUUGCUUCCCUAAAUGUGAAAAUCACCUUCCAAGGCUGGUUCUACCAGAAGGGAAUAAAAUUGGGCCUCUUCCUGCUUCCUCGUGGAUCCUCACUCGCCUUGGUGGGGCAAGGUAUUAUGACCCUUCCAAGGGGUUGUUUCAGAGUGGAUUUCGUCCAAACGAAAACUUUUUGUUAAAAUGGACAAUUUCACUUCAGAAACAUGGCAAAUUGAGUACAGAUACUGCUCAAAGCAUGGCUAUGGCAAAGUCAUAUCUGGAUGCCAACACAGCACCUAUUAUGGUUGAAGAAACUAAUGAAUCCGAUUCUCAACUUGGGACAUCGGAAAAUGAUCAGAGAAAAACUACAGAAAAUAUCACCUCUGGAUCGAGUAUUAAUUUUGGUAAAGGUCUUCCUUCUUUUGUGAUUAAAAAACCCUUUUCUGAGGUUGUUGCAGGACCUGCUUCUCAACUCCAGCACAAAAAACUUGCAAAAGAUAUUCUAGAAAAGGAUGUGAGCCAUAAGCCUCCAAAUGAUAUCACCAAUGAUCAAUCACAUCCUGCAGAUGAGAGCCAAGUAUUAAGAAAAAAUGGACAGGUGCCUUUUCGGCAAAAUUCACAGAAUAGCUUUCGCUUUGAUGCCAACACUUUCUUACAGAUUGGAAGCAAUGUAGUGCCUGUAAACCUGGAUCGUGGCAAGAAGACAAAAGCAAAACAUUCUCUGAAGCAAGUGAUCGUCUAUAUUGGAUUUGAGUAUGAAUGCCCCUGUGGGCAUCGUUUUAUACUGUCCAAAGAACAUCUGAAGGAGCUUGAUUCUUCAUAUUCCUUACAAGACGAAUCUCACUACCCUCCUGCUGAAGCUCCAAGCAGCACGUUUGCUGGGAAAUCCAACUCCUUGAACAGAAUGAGAGUGGGUAUGCACGGGAAAUCUCAUUUCCAUUCUGAUGGAAAAAUUUCUCCUUCAGACAUUUCUGGAAAGAGAAACAAAUUUACUGAAUCAAUAGCUGCCCCUAAUCCUCAUCUCUCAGAGAAGGAAUCUAAUCAACCCAACGAAUGUGUGGAAACUCCCAGAGAAAUUAAUCCUUCUGUAAGCCUUGAUGAUGGUAGUAGUGCAUUUUCCCUUUUGAACAGGAAUUUGCCAGUGUACAUGAAGUGUCCCCACUGUACAGAUUCGAUGGAUAAAGAGCAGCAAAAGUACAAGUUUGCGAGUACAAUAUCACAGCUCCAGAGAAUAUUUUUGGUAAAGCAAUUCUUAACACGUUAUCAUUUGAGUUCUCUAAAUGUCUUAUAUCCUAAUGAAUUUUAUUUUUUUUUCGCUUUUCUAUCUGUGGAUGGAUUUUCUUAUCUUUUUUCCCUAAGGCCUCUUUACUUGAUAUCUGUGCAGGUAACACCUCCGUUUCCAUUCGUUUUAACAACCUGUCCAAUCAUUCAAUUUGAGGCAAGUAGAAGUUGAUCCGCCCUUCUCUUUCUCUCUGUGAAUUGGUGACUUGAGCUAUUAAUGCCCUGUAUUUUAUACCCAAUUGCCAAGCACUAUCAUUUUUUUUGGUUAUGUUAUGUAGUGCGCAAUGUUCAAUACGUGGACUGCUCUUUGUUUUCCUGAAACAUCUUCUCAGCUGGGUAAGUUAUUUUAUAGGAUUCAUGCCUGCCGCCAUCUGUCUUGGACCGGGAGCAACAGUCUCAGUUUAGCCCUGGCUGCCCAAUCAUCCUUCCUCCCAAGAGCUUUGUUGCAUUUCGGCUUCCCUUCAUUUAUGGCAAGUGGUCAGAUGACGGGAACAUGGAGCCUCUUCGUCUCUUGGAGCAAGAACCAGAGCUCACUGCCUCGCUUGUCAAAGGCACAGCCCUUCAGCUCAUCUCAAAAGAAUUUGAUUUCACUGAUCACUUCACUCUGGAAGAGUAA
Molecule: messenger RNA, 4247 nt
Organism: Spirodela intermedia
Lineage: Eukaryota; Viridiplantae; Streptophyta; Magnoliopsida; Alismatales; Araceae
Source: the annotation of a GenBank genome assembly